UGCAGUAUCCGUUCACGAAAAUGACAUUGACAAAUCGUUUAUUUUUGGUUACAAAAAAAUCCCCUAAAGUUUCCUCACAGUAGCCUACUCCAAGUGGUUUUAAAAUAUUAGUCUGCUGGAUCCUACUGAGUCAAUAUUUUGUCAAGAGGUAAAAUUGUCCUCGUGUCCCAUUACUCUCAUCCCUCAAAAAGGCUAACACAACCAACGCGUUCGGUUAGCAAAAUAACUUCGCGAGUCGCCACACUUUUCGCGAUAUCGCCGGUAGCCUGGUUCGGUCAUGGCAGAAGGUGGUGGUGAUGGUGGGGAUUCCCCGAUGGAUGGUCAUGAUGAUGUAGAUGAUGGCAUGCGUCGGAUCCAACGCCAGCACAGCUACCAUGAAGUCAGUGAGCAAGCCACCGUCCUACUCCGUCAUUUCAUCAUCGAUCGAUUUGAGAGGGAUUCCGUUCAGGGAGCUCCAAGACUGGCCGAUCUAGGCUCCAUCUCACCGGAACAGGAGGAGGUCUGGAGGCGAGUGGGAGGCACACUGAGAGAAAUCGGCGACAUCUUGGAUCAAGAUAGGGAACUCCAGAGAUUAAUUAACACAGUACCAACAGAUUCCCCCAUUGAGAAGAUCAUCGCUGUAGCUCAGGUGAUAUUUGGUGAUGGUGAGAUUCACUGGGGACGAAUCAUCGGUCUGUUCUACUUUGCCUACCGGAUGUGCGUCAGGGCCAUGGAGAACCUUCUACUACAGAACUUCCCAAGCUGGGUUAAUCAACUUAUCAAGGAGAUAGUCCGGUUCCUGGUCAGGCGGUUCGCUGACUGGAUCAUCAACAGAGGAGGCUGGACGGCGAUAAAGGAGUACUUUGGCUCAUCAACUCGGGUUGUUGGAACCCUCUUUCUUCUGUCAAUUCUCACGUUAGGCUUCGGAGUCUAUAAACUCAAUAAAGGCUCAUAGGUUGGAACAGUGAUUAUCUUUUUAUACUGUCGUCUCCGAUGUUGAAACACAGCAAUGCCGGGGUUUGAUAUGGGUAUUUGAAUGCUGCAUCGCCAUUCCUACGACAAACCUUCCUACGGUGGUCAAAUGCGUCAUAGCAACUUUCACAUCAAAAAAAUAACACUUUAAAAGGUAAUUAACACCAUUUUUAAAAUGAAACUACCAACAUAUGGAAUAAUCUACUUGAUUGUAAGUAAAUAAUAAGAACAAGAAUCCUGUGAAAUUUCGCCUAGUGUGCUGCCAUUUUCAAGAAAUUACAUGCAUUUUAUCACGAUGGUUCACUCCAGACUAUCAUGAGAAUGUAUUUUUUUUUCAAUACAAGUUGGGGUGUCGGAAAAAAAAGGAACCCAAAAUGUAAACGUAAACUAUAAAGCCAAAUAAAAAAAAGCAUGUUUAUCAUUCCUGCCUGCCUUCUUUUUGGAGGCCACCUGAAUUGCCAAAUAUUGGCCCAUGUUGUUCUUGGCCCUGACGUUAGGUAAGAUUUCAUCUCAGACAGGCACGAGCAGGCAGAGAGGAUGACUUCGCAUAUGCUGGACUGGUGUUUUCUACUGUCCUCAAACAUCUCAGGGUUAUUUUCAGGGUUGGUGUUUGGGUCUGCACAGGUUAGGUGUUCUGUUAAUAGCAGUUCGAAUCUGUGGCGAGGCAUGGUACCUACAUUCAGCCAGUUGUAAUAACCAGGAUCGGCUGACCAGUAAUUCUGGUAGUAGGAAUCUUGGUCAGUCCCAUCACCAUGAGGAUCCAGAACCAAGCUCUAACCUCUUCCACCGUUGUCAUCACGCGUCUGCCAACCUUGGGCAUGUUGAUGUUUGUCCAAGCUGUGAUCUGCAGGAACAGACUGAGCGGAAAAAAACUUCAGGAAGUACUUCAAGGGAUAUUUGUUCCUUUUGAAAAUUAUCUUUGUUGGGGUCCAGCAAACUCAGUAACCUUGAUCUUGGUCAGAGAUCUCGUCCAGCCCAGUUUGUCUGGUGGGUAGUCCUCAUGGUUGGUCUGAGGUGGAUCCGGAUCAUUAUCUGAGUCUGGCUGUGGGUCUGGUUUCUUCUUUUUCCUUCUCCCGUCCUUUGCUGGUUCAGGUGAUGAUCCAUCUCAUCACCACCCUCGUGCUCAUCCUCAGUACUGUCCUCAGUGCUUGAGCUUUCCGCCUCCAAGUCGUUGGUUUGAAGCUGCUCCUCUGUGGACUCAAUGGUGUCCUCCCCUUUCUCUUUCUCAGAGGUACAUGUACUGGUAUUUCCUUGCUCCUCCAGAAUCUGCUUGACGACAUCUUCCAGGUAUGCCUCCUCCUCACUGUCCGAGAUGUUGACUACAGCCCGUAGUUUUUAGUGGUCAUACGGAUCCCUAAAUGCCCACAGCUCUUUCUUAACCCUAACUGCCCAAACCUUUUUGCUGGCAUCCUUCCCUAACCACACAAACUCCAACACCUUGCAAUCACACUCUUUCCUCACAGUACCCAAUCACACAAACUCCAACAGUACUCUUACUGUAACAAUAUACCAAUAAGUCAAACUCCAACAGGCCCUUACCUGUGUGAUUCUGAUUGAUUGGGUACAGCAGGCCCAAAGCACAGUAUGAAGAGUAGGCACUCCCAGUACGAUACCUAACCCAACAAAAUCAGCAUCAUUUUCAUCAUUCUCCAUAUCCAUCAUGGGGGAUGUACAGCCAACCCAUGCCCAAGUAAUCAGCUGCAGACUGCCACAGUUAUUGCACUCGCUCGUGUGUUGUGUGGUCCCCUUGGGCCUCUGGUCCAGGCAGGGUCAGGGCAGGGUCAUGGACUCCCCUUAGUUGGAGUGGGGAAUCAAUCAAUGUGCCACAACAGAAAUACUGGGGUUUUUUUUUGGGGGGGGGCUCAUGUGUUUGUUAACAUUCCUAACACUUGUUACUUUCAACCACAGCUGCUAGUUGAAAGAAUAACUAUAUAAUCAUUGCUCCUUUUUUUUUCCCUUUUUUUUUUUGGUUUUUUUUUUGGUUUUUUGGUAGUCAAAAAAAUGGAGAACAAAAAUGAGUUGUGAGUGUAUACAUUUUGAACACACCGGUUCAAAGAAUGACAAAAUUAUCGUUGGCCAUUUUCUUUCCCCUUCUUUUACUUGUACUUUUUGUGGGUUUUUUUUGAGGGGUGGGCUUAGGUAGUAAAAAAAUGAAGAAAAAACACUGAGAGUACAAGAAACUUGGCUGGCUAUUCUGCUUUGAAGUGUUCUAGUCGGUGGUAGUGGUGGUGGAGUCGUUCUCGAUGUCACUGGCUCUAUGGUAUUUCAGGAAACAGCGGCCUGGGCAGAGAUUGACUCCACAAACUGGACAGCCUCUUUGUGAUGACUUGGGUAGACCUGCCUUCGUGAGGAUGUUGUGCUCCCUGCACCACCUGCACCAACGAGCAUUCCGUCCCGGCAUCUUUGCAGAGUAGUGGCCUUGGUUAUUGUAGGCAGGAACGGGACGAGAGCGAGUAACUUGACGAGGGGGGACACCUCCAGCAUAUCCAUCAAUCAAGCCUACUGCCACAUCAGGAACAAACUUGGAGUGGGUCAUCGUGUUGGCAUCCUUUGUUGUCUCCUUUGCAUCACCGUCGCUGAUGCUGCUAUCGCUGUCAUCCGUGGUUGGAUGGUGGUGCUUGUAGGCCAACCAAGCAUUGACCCUGGCUACAUCCAGCAGGAAGUACAGGAUCCCACGCCACCAGUGCUGGGACUUGCGGGCGCAUGUGUGGUAUGACCGUAGUUGGUCGCCUCUGUUGACACCACCCAUGCACCUGGUGUAGGAGACCGCCUGAGGAGGAGCUGGAAUGGUCGUUGACCUCAGCCGCCCUGUAUUCUCUUCUAUACAUUUUCUCUUGAGGGUGUGGAUGGCGGGAUCCCUCCAGCCUUGAUGUGCAGUGGAGAGCAGCAUCAUGAUGCAGCUGUCUUUCCAGACGGUGGCAGUCAGCUGUCCAUUUUGCCUUGUGUAGAAGGUGCCUCUCCUUGCUCGCCUCAUCUGCUUCAUUUUCAGAUUCACAGGGUUGGAUUUCGUUGAUGUGAAGUCACAAGGCAGCCCCUUCUAUUACACUUGACUGCCCCUGUAAGGUAGGUCUGGCUGGCGUGCAAUGACCGUGCUAGGCCCACUGAUGUGUACAGUUUAUCCCUGAAGAUAUGAUGGUACACAUUCAGGUGGUGCUUUGCAACACUCGUGGCAAUGUCGUUCAUCUUCGAUGAUUUCUGGCUGUAAGGAUAGACCAUGAAGUUGAGGAAGAAGCCAGUGGCAUACUCUGCAAUGGCGUAGAUCUUAAAGCCAGCACGAAUCUGCUUUAACGGCAUAAAGAACUUCUUCACGCUUGCAUUAAAGCCACGAUAUUUAAUCAUUGCUUCGUCGAUGGUUAGCUCAUGGCCAGGAUUGUAGCACCUCAGGCAGCACUUGCGAACUUUACCCCACACAGGUUGGAGGGGGUACAAUGGAUGUUUUCGUUUGGUCAUGUACCGAUGGGCCUCAUCGCGGAUCAGGUUGGGGUCCUUGGCUGGAUCACUGCAGGCUAGGUGCUGAUUCAGCACAUCUAAACGGUGUCUCUUCAUGGUGUUGGAGAUGAGGGUGUUUCUCAGCCCAGGAUUGAAGACCAAUAGUCCUUGUAGUUCCUUAUCUGUACCAGUCUCAUCAGCAGGUGUAUGCCAAACCACGCCUUGAUCUCGUGCAGUGAAGUCCUGGGCAGAUGGCUUGAGGACAAUUUCUUGUUAGUCCACUUCACUAUGUUGGUGAAGGGGAUCAAAGGGAAGAACUUAAGGAAGUACUUCAAUGGUGAGGACUUCUUCCUAAAGGUGGGCCCUUGCGGUUUCUUCCCCUUGAAUCCUGGGAUGGUGUAGUCGUCCAGGUAGCGGGUCCAUCCCAGGUCAUCCGGAGGGUAGUCAUCCUGGUAUGGAGAAGGGGGGUCGAGAUCAUUGUCCGAAUCCGGCUGGACCUCUGUCCCUCUCUUCUUUGAAGGGGGCUUUCGUCUGGAUGGUCCAGCAACCUCUUGCUCCUCUCCUGUCUCCUCGCUGUCUGUCUCCUCUCCUCCCGCCUCCUCUCUCUCUGUCUCAU
Molecule: messenger RNA, 4996 nt
Organism: Patiria miniata (bat star)
Lineage: Eukaryota; Metazoa; Echinodermata; Asteroidea; Valvatida; Asterinidae
Product: apoptosis regulator BAX-like
Exons: 6
Coding region: 278-934 (218 amino acids)
Biological process (GO): intrinsic apoptotic signaling pathway in response to DNA damage; positive regulation of apoptotic process; release of cytochrome c from mitochondria
Cellular component (GO): mitochondrial outer membrane
Molecular function (GO): protein homodimerization activity; protein heterodimerization activity; channel activity
Source: RefSeq, a predicted model, not a curated record